AUGUUUGUUGGAUAUGAAGAUGCUGAGGAUACUGAAAUAUAUGAAGAUGAACUUUAUCAUGAGGAGUCAUCCAGUGAGGAGAACAUUGACAGUGAGGUGGAAUUUCAUCUCUACAGCCAGAUCCACUAUUCCCAGAAUCUUGGAGAAAUAAGCACGAUGGAAAUGGAUGAGGAAGCUGAUGUUUCAGGAGUUUCAGGAGUUACGGGUCAUAGUUCAGUUCUAACUGAGAAACAGUGUGUAAACAAGAACAUCACUGAAUCUGUGCCUUGUGUUCAAGUUUCAGAUGACUCUGAGGUCAUUGUCUUGUCUGAUACAUCAGAUGAAGACAGUGUUUACAAAAGCAAAGCAAUGAAAUCAAGAAAGUUUUUAGCUCAAGGUGAAAUACAUAUACAUCCAGGAUCUUCCACGCCGUAUCAUACCAAAGCUGCUGGAGGUAGUACCCUGUAUCCUGCUGGGUCAGGCAAAGACAUUUCAAGGCAAAGGAAAAGCAUUAGUGGGAAGCAUAACCCAGUUAGUUCUGCUGGAGCUCAUGCCAUCCAAGACGUGCUUGUAAUAGAUGAUAGCUCUGAGGAGGAGAGUUUGGCAUCUGCAAGUGAUAAUGUCGAGAGCUGGAUGCUUCUGGGAGCCGGUGCAGAUGACAGAGAUGAACAUAUAUUGUUGAACCUUGAGGACUGUGCAGCUCCUGUCAGCGAAGGUUAG
This is a messenger RNA of Nestor notabilis (Kea), 699 nucleotides long. Its product is annotated as zinc finger CCHC domain-containing protein 7-like. Lineage: Eukaryota; Metazoa; Chordata; Aves; Psittaciformes; Psittacidae. The record is from RefSeq and is a predicted model, not a curated record. The coding region runs from base 1 to 699 and encodes 232 amino acids. The transcript has a single exon.